AUGGCGAGAGAGAGGAUAUUCAAGAAAGCCAAGGAAGACAUGAUGAGUAAAUUACCUGAUGAAAUUUUGGUAUCAAUUAUGAGAUGUUUGCCAACAAAACAAGCAGCAAGAACUAGCGUGGUUUGUCAGCGAUGGCAUAAGAUUUGGAAGAUUACAAUUUCUAUUCAACCAAGGUUGAUUUUUAAUUUGGACAAAGGGUGGUCCUCUGCUCUAAGGAAGAAGUCGCUUAGGGAUGCGGCGAAGGAUUUGGCAAAGAAGAGGAUAAACGAAGUGAAUGCAGUGUUGAAAUUGCAUGAGGCACCAACACUGGACGAGUACUCAUUGAUUGCUUCCAAAUUGGAACCAAAGCAUCGUCAUCAUAUAAACACAUGGAUGGAUUUUGCUGCCAAAAAACAUGUCAAAAAGCUCACUUUGCAACUUCGUUCUAAAAUUGGUUACAAUGCUACUUUUCUUGCUGAUAAUUUUGGUUGUCUCAGGGAAUUGUAUAUUCAGGUAAUACUUGUGGGUGAAAACUCUAUCCACCGUUUGUUCUCCAACACUCCGUUCCUUGAACUUUUUUCACUUUUAAAUUCCUAUACAUUAUAUGAUUUUAAAAUUGUUUCUGCUCCCAAUCUCAAUUACUUGCAAAUAGAAGAUUGCUGUAGUCUGGAAAACCUCGAAAUCUCCUCAGCAAGCAAUCUUAAAAGAUUGAAAAUAAGAGGUGAUGUUGCUUUGCAAAGCGUUGACAUAUCUUCUGCUCCAAAUCUCUCCGAUCUAAUUCUUGGCAUAGAUGGUCCGAAUUUCAAGCUUGACCAUCAUCUGGCUUUACUUAAUCAAAUCAAAAGACUUACUCUGUACAUUGAUGUAGGUUACUAUUUAUUUUCUCCAUCUUAGUUUAUAUUUAUUUAUUUUUUGUUUUGGAAUUAUCAAUUUGUUUAUGUUUGUGUUAUUGUUUAAUUUGGUCAAUUGGGCCUUCUCUGCUAGAUUUUGUCUCGGUUUCCUCAAUGACCUAAAUUUAACAAGGUUGAGCAUUUGAAAUUGGAAACUCCUUCGGUUUUCCAUGUACCAUUUCACCGUUUGCUGUAUCUUGUAAAAGCGGCUCCUUUCUUGAAUACUUUCUUA
Messenger RNA from Ziziphus jujuba (common jujube), 1101 nucleotides. RefSeq names its product F-box/LRR-repeat protein At3g03360. Gene Ontology annotation, molecular function: protein binding. The record is from RefSeq and is a predicted model, not a curated record. Bases 1 to 873 code for a protein of 290 amino acids. Lineage: Eukaryota; Viridiplantae; Streptophyta; Magnoliopsida; Rosales; Rhamnaceae. The transcript has a single exon.